CUUGCUUGUUCAGAAUCCACUUUACCCCUCCAUUCCUCCCACCUUCCCUCCCCUAGCUAGCUCGGACAAAUGACGUGUAACUUAAGUAGGAGAGAUUAAAAAAAAAAAAAAAAAAAAAAAAAAGAGCGUUUUCGGCUUCUUCGCGGGGCUGGGUUUAGGAGUACUAUCAUUAAAGUUCGAGGAUGUUAGGCAUGACUGGAUGCAUGCAGAAUGCUCCACCAGAGCAGACCGAAUCUUAACAAUAUCUAUCCAUCCUCGUAAAGGAAAACGGCACCCAAUACUGUUAUAAGCCAAUUGAUAUGUGAAACUCAUAGAUCGUGAGAGGAAGGGCUUGUCGGGCAUCAAAAUUGCUCGUUUCUUUGAGAGGGGCAGGGUAUAGCUAAUGGAAGCGGGGAAGGGCAGUGAGAUGUGGGGGGAGGGUUAUUAUUUUCGGGUGUAAGCAGAAGAGCACGGAGGGGCAAAAGAGGGGUCAUGAGUUGGCAGUUUUGGAAUGGCAAAUACACGUGACCACUUUCUGUAAACGGAUUAGCCUCAAAAGCUUGGACCACUGCUUAAUUUGUUAUAUAAUCAGCCGCAAUCUCGGUGCCAAGUUAUUCCGGGAGAGUGUCAUCGGGGGAAAAAAUAACUUUUGAGAUAUUGAGACCGACGGAACGACAUAUUGCUCUGCCAAACAUGAGCGCUCACGAUUUAUGAUCUAAUUUCCUUGUCUAAGUUCUUCUAGGAACAUAUCUCACUUCCUUUCUGAGCUUGCCUAAUUCCCAAAGGCUGCUUGAAAGAGGGUAAUGCCUCCCCGAAGAAAGGCAGCUCCGCCAGACGACCCCUCCAAGGAAGUGGACUCUCUACCCCUCCCAGUUAUGCCCGGAAGUCCUAUGAAACGGAAGCGUGCGGCGCAAACAGCUCCGGCCAUGAAGACCCCUUCCGCCCUUGGUCCCGCUCCCGCGACCACCGCCGCCCAUGCCCAAGCGGAAUUGCAUACGCAUGGGCAUUCACAUCAUAAAAAGGGGAAGAGAGGAGGUGACGAUUUCGACGCGCUCCUCAAACCAUUUUACUACAGCAAAUCCCUCACAGACCCAAUUAACACUGCCGAAGAUAAAUGGAAUUUACUGCCCGCUUUCCUCAAAGUGAAGGGCUUAGUCAAACAGCAUAUCGAUUCCUAUAAUUACUUCGUCGAGGUUCAAUUGAAGAAGAUCGUGCAGGCAAGCGCGGAGAUUCGUAGCGAUGUUGACCCGAAUUUUUAUAUCAGGUUCCACGAUAUCUACCUGGGCAAUCCCCGGCGGGCAGAUGAAGAACAAGACUCCAAAUUCGAUGUAGCAUCUACUAUCACACCAAACGAAUGCCGGCUGCGUGAUAUGACCUAUGCGGCCCCGAUCCUGGUCGAUUUUGAAUAUGUCCGUGGUAGACAACGAGUCAAGCGGAACGGGACCGCGAUUGGUCGCAUGCCUGUUAUGCUGCGGAGCUCCAAGUGUGUGUUGUCGAAUAAAUCAGAGGCGGAGAUGCAGCUGUUGCAUGAGUGCCCGCUUGAUCCUGGUGGGUAUUUCAUCGUUAAUGGGACGGAGAAGGUUAUUUUGGUACAAGAGCAGUUGAGUAAGAAUCGGGUUAUUGUGGAGACGGAUUUGAAAAAGGAGAUUGUUCAGGCUUCGGUUACUAGUUCCUCGAACGAACGAAAGUCGAAGAGUUAUAUCAUCAUGAAAAAGGACCGGAUAUACAUGAGACAUAACGUUCUUAAUGAAGAUGUUCCAAUCGUCAUCCUUCUCAAGGCCAUGGGAAUCCAGUCCGACAAGGAAAUGUUGCUUCUUGUUGCCGGCAUAGAUAGCACCUACCAAGAAGACUUUUCCAUUAACUUCGAGGAGGCCGUGAAACUCGGGAUAUACACUCAACAUCAGGCGCUGGAAUAUAUCGGUAGCAGAAUCAAAAUCAACCGGAAACCGAACAGCUUUGGCAUUACCCGACGAAACCAUGUGCAGGAAGCCAUCGAAGCAAUUUCCUCUGUUAUCAUCUCUCAUGUCGUCGUGGAAAACUUGAACUUCCGGCCCAAGGCGCUGUACGUUGCACAUAUGGCUCGGCGUGUUUUGAUGGCGAAGCAUGACCCCAGUCUAGUAGAUGAUCGGGAUUAUGUGGGGAACAAGCGACUGGAACUGGCUGGCCAGCUCCUGGCAUUGCUAUUUGAGGAUCUGUUUAAGAAGUUUCAAUUUGACAUUAAAAUGAAUAUUGAUAAGGUGCUGAAGAAGCCUGUACGGACGGAACAAUUCGAUGCAUAUGGGGUCGUCGCCAUUCAUGGAAAUCACAUCACCCAGGGUAUGAACCGGGCCAUCUCAACCGGUAAUUGGAGCCUGAAGCGUUUCCGCAUGGAGCGGGCGGGUGUUACUCAUGUAUUGAGCCGAUUGAGCUACAUCGCCGCUCUGGGCAUGAUGACCCGUAUUUCAAGUCAGUUUGAGAAGACCCGCAAAGUCUCGGGACCUCGAGCCCUGCAACCAUCCCAGUUUGGCAUGCUUUGUCCGUCCGAUACUCCGGAAGGUGAGGCUUGUGGUCUUGUAAAGAACCUGGCGCUCAUGACGCAUAUCACUACCAACGACGAGGAGGAGCCUGUGAGAAAACUCAUAUUCGCCCUUGGCGCGGAAGACGUGCAGACUGUCGGCGGCCGCGAGUUGCAUGGCCAGGGUGCUUACAUUAUCUUCUUAAACGGAUCUCCUAUCGCCCUAACGCGGCGGCCGAAGUUUUUCUUAAAUUCCUUCCGUCGGCUGCGGCGGACGGGGAGGGUUUCAGAAUUCAUCAGUGUCUUCAUCAAUCAUCAUCAGAACGCCGUGCACAUUGCUACGGACGAUGGGCGUAUAUGUCGCCCACUGAUCGUUGUUGAAGACGGGAAAUCCAAAGUAACCAAGAGCCAUCUCUGGGCGCUCAGGAGCGGGUCAAUGGAAUUUGACGACUUCUUGGCUCAUGGCCUAGUAGAGUAUCUGGAUUGCAAUGAGGAAAACGACUCUUAUAUCGCCGUAUAUGAGGAGGACAUUACUGAUAGCACGACGCAUUUGGAAAUCGAACCGUUUACCAUUCUCGGCGCUGUGGCCGGCCUCAUCCCUUAUCCACAUCAUAACCAAUCUCCCCGAAACACAUACCAAUGCGCUAUGGGUAAACAAGCCAUAGGCGCUAUUGCCAAUAACCAAUUCCUUCGCAUCGACUCCCUCCUCUACACCAUGGUCUACCCGCAAAAGCCCAUGGUGAAAACCCGAACGAUCGAGCUGAUCAAAUACGACAAGCUCCCCGCCGGCCAAAGCGCAACCGUUGCUGUCAUGAGUUAUUCCGGCUACGAUAUUGAGGACGCUCUCGUCCUAAAUAAGAGCUCCGUAGACCGCGGCUUCGGCCGCUGUCAGGUCUUCCGCAAAUACUCCACAAACCUCAAAAGCUACUCCAACGGCACAAAGGAUAAACUUAAAGGCCCUGACCGCGAAAACGGCCUGCCAAUCCGCAAGCACGCCCUCCUCGACAGCGACGGCCUUGCCGCCGUCGGCGAAAAGGUAAACCAGGGUGAAGUGUAUAUCAACAAAGUCACACCGGAAAACGCGCUAUCGUCUGGCAUCACAGGUUCAGACGCCGGCAGGCCCAUCGCCUACAUCCCUUCCCCACAAACGUACAAACUCCCCGACCCCAGCUAUAUCGACAAGGUCAUGAUCUCCGCCACCGAGGCCGAAAAUCAGCUCAUCAAAGUCCAGACGCGCCAAACCCGUGUGCCGGAAGUCGGUGACAAAUUCUCCUCCCGCCACGGCCAAAAGGGCGUCGUCGGCAUCAUCGCCGAAUACGCAGAUAUGCCCUUCAGCGACCUCGGAAUCGUCCCGGACAUUAUCAUGAACCCGCACGGUUUUCCGUCACGUAUGACAGUGGGCAAAAUGCUCGAGCUCAUCGCGGGCAAAGCGGGCAUUCUCUCCGGCCAGUUCGGCUAUGGGACUGCCUUCGGCGGCAGUCCCGUGGAGGAAAUGUCCGCUAUCCUUGUCGACCAUGGCUUCUCGUAUGGUGGCAAGGAUUACCUCACCUCCGGCAUCACGGGCGAACCGCUCCCGGCGUAUGUCUUCAUGGGACCCAUCUACUACCAGAAGCUGAAGCAUAUGGUACAAGAUAAGAUGCAUUCGCGGGCGCGUGGGCCGCGGGCAAUCUUAACGCGACAGCCGACGGAGGGAAGGUCGCGGGAUGGUGGCCUGCGGCUGGGCGAGAUGGAGCGUGAUUGUCUGAUUGCAUAUGGAACUAGCCAGUUACUGUUGGAGCGGUUGAUGAUUUCGUCUGAUCGGCAUGAGGUAGAUGUCUGUGAGAGUUGUGGGUUUAUGGGGUAUUUGGGGUGGUGUCAGCGGUGUAAGACGUCGCGCGGGGUUGUGAAGAUGGUUAUCCCAUACGCGGCGAAGUUGUUGGUGCAAGAGCUUUUUAGCAUGAAUGUCGUUGCGCGGUUGAAGCUUGCGGACGAGUUUCCGGAGGAGAGGGGAAUGUAGGUGUAGAAUAAUUGUAUGUGCAUGGGUUUUAUGUUUUAUGGUUAGAUUAAGAUGUAACACGAUAUGUAUAUAAUCCAAGGCGUAGUCUGGCGGCUUAGAUUUUGCGUUCCCUCCUCCUAGGAGGCAGUAGGAAAUUUCCAUCUUGUUCCCAGAUCUGACUUCUUCAUGUGCGUUGGAGUCCUCUGUAUUCCUCCAGGGUCAGCAGAAACACAACCAGUGCAAUGAUUUUUCACAGCAUAUUUACAAAAAACUAACACGCCCGGCCCACACUCUCCCCUCCAAACCAACCCAUUGCAAACUUGGUUUUGUAUGCAUGCUGAUGAAGAUGACCAUAAUGACCACCCAAAGACACAGAAUAAGAAUAUUUCAAAGAAUCCUGGACUCGUAAACCCCAAUAUCCCCGUUUUUAUUAGUUCCAUCCCUAAUCCCUUUGAAUUCGCCACAAAACACCUUCCAAAUAUAAAAUUGCAAAAAGUCAAAAUCGUACAUAUAUCGAAUGCUUUCCCCA
Blastomyces dermatitidis ER-3 is the source of this 4977-nucleotide messenger RNA. RefSeq names its product DNA-directed RNA polymerase III subunit RPC2. The transcript has 6 exons. Gene Ontology annotation, molecular function: ribonucleoside binding; DNA-directed RNA polymerase activity; DNA binding. Lineage: Eukaryota; Fungi; Ascomycota; Eurotiomycetes; Onygenales; Ajellomycetaceae. Gene Ontology annotation, biological process: DNA-templated transcription. Gene Ontology annotation, cellular component: RNA polymerase III complex. The record is from RefSeq and is a predicted model, not a curated record. Bases 783 to 4469 code for a protein of 1228 amino acids.